Sorex araneus (European shrew) is the source of this 807-nucleotide messenger RNA. RefSeq lists its product as uncharacterized. The transcript has 2 exons. The record is from RefSeq and is a predicted model, not a curated record. Gene Ontology annotation, cellular component: endoplasmic reticulum membrane. Lineage: Eukaryota; Metazoa; Chordata; Mammalia; Eulipotyphla; Soricidae. Bases 1 to 807 code for a protein of 268 amino acids. Gene Ontology annotation, molecular function: ubiquitin protein ligase activity. Gene Ontology annotation, biological process: protein localization to mitochondrion; protein K29-linked ubiquitination; intrinsic apoptotic signaling pathway in response to endoplasmic reticulum stress.
AUGCAGGGGCUGAGCCCUCAGCGGCCAGGCACCAGGACACGCACUGUCGCCACGCUGGGGUCCCGGCCUGCCUGUUCCGACCUCUGCCUGGGGCCCAGCCCCCCAGAUCCGGGCGUCCCCGCCCCUGGGCUCUCCAGUCUGCCUCCAACCCCCCUGGGCCCCGAGUCCUCGACACCCUCCGAGGAAGGCACGGACAGCCAGGCCCCUCCGGGCAUUCGGGCCCCCGACAGUGAGCCCCUGCUGGAUGCCGGGCCCCCGACGGGGGAUGAAGAGCAGGAGGAAGAAGAGUGCCCGGUGUGCACGGAGCCCUAUGGGCCGGGCGAGCACCACCUGACGCUGCUCCACUGUGGCCACGGCCUGUGUGUGGGCUGCCUGCGCCGGCUGCUGGGCACAGCCCCGGGGGCAGACCUGGGCCGCGUGUGCUGCCCACUGUGCCGCCAAAGGACACCCAUGCUGGAGUGGGAGAUCUGCCAGCUGCAGGAGGAGCUGCUGCGGGCCGACGGGCCCCAGCGGCCCCCGCCCCCCACGCCCCCACCACGGGGUCCUGGACCCUGGAACUCCCUCGAGCACCGCUACCGGCUCCGCUUCCUAGCAGGACCCCUGGGUGGCCGGGGCUGCCUGCCCUUCCUGCCCUGCCCACCGUGCCUGGGCGCCUGGCUCUGGGCCCUCCGGGAGCGCGGCCCCUGCGCCCGCCGCCUGGCACUGCUGGGCCUGCUGGGCCUGGAGCUGCUGGGGCUGCUGCUUGUCUUCGCGCCUCUCAUGUUGCUGGCGAUGCUCUUCGUGCUGCUGGCCCGCUCGGGCCACUGA